Trametes versicolor FP-101664 SS1 is the source of this 1708-nucleotide messenger RNA. RefSeq lists its product as uncharacterized. Lineage: Eukaryota; Fungi; Basidiomycota; Agaricomycetes; Polyporales; Polyporaceae. The coding region runs from base 221 to 1708 and encodes 495 amino acids. Gene Ontology annotation, molecular function: protein binding. The transcript is spliced from 2 exons. The record is from RefSeq and is a predicted model, not a curated record.
CAGUCUCAUUUGCCCAGCGCUGCGUUCUAUCCUCAACAAAGCCGCGACAGAGGCGUCAGCGUCGACCGCUGCCGGAACAGACCUUCAUAUUUCCUCGGCUCCUCGCACUUCCCUGCCAUACUAUGCGUUUAUGGCUGCCGUUCAUCCUGAAUAGUCUUACCGUUCCGAGGAACGAAUGGUCUCCUGCGCACAGCGUGCCCGAAGGUGUCAAGAGCGAUAGAUGGCUUCCUUGCAUGAGGUGCGUCGCCGCGCCCGCGGCUAUAUAAUGGAGCGCCUCUUCGCUCCAGCGACUGCGGUGACCCCCAGGUCCACCUUGCACCCGUCCAAACGACUUGGCCGCCCCGGGAUCCUUCUGCUCAUCAUGUUAUUGAGCUUCCCGGUCGAGAUUUUCGACCACGCCGUCAGCUUCUUGAAAGAAGACACACCCGCCCUUGCGGCUUGUUCGCUCACUUGUCGCGGCUUCCUCCAUAUCUGCCGCGCCCAGCUCUGGCGACAUAUCGAGCUGCUCACAGGGACAGCAACCAUGUUCCCAGAGCCGCGCACCAUGUCAUUCCUGGCCCUCCUCGACCGCAGUCCUGGGAUCAGGCCGUUCGUACGGUCGCUCGUGUUCAGCAUGAACCAACACCCGUACACCCACUACUCCGGCGGGACACACCCGUAUGCCCACCCCUCCAGCGGAACAUCGCAGCCCUCCUGGCGCGCAGUAGUCGACCGCCUCCCUUCGCUGCGGUCACUACGCUUCCGGGAGUUCCGCUUGGAUUGCCUGCACGACCUCGUCUCGGUCGCGGGCGACCGGCCAACGCUGGAAUCGCUCUAUGUGGAGUCCGUCAUGAUCGAAAGGGCAUCGCGCGGCGUAUGGCCCCCUCCGCAGCCGGCGCGACUCCCCAUCACGAGCAUGGGAGAUGCGGACGGGCGACAGCCGACGCGGUGGGGGCUGCGUACCUUGUCGAUUGAGAAUGCUAUAGUGCCAUGCUCGGAGCUCUCGCAGCUGAAGUUGUUCCUUGAGCGGGCAACGGAGGCAUCCUAUCUAUCUCUUGACUCGCUCGACCUCCAUUGGCCCUUCCACGGUUCUCACACAUACGAACAUCCUGGGCUAUGUGUUCGGGCGGAGGUUCCUUCCUUCGGGGCAACGCUGCGGCACCUUGGGGUCACGCUCAGCGAUCUAGACCGAAGCCAGCAGGUUGUCCCUGACGGUCGCGCACACAUGCAACGCGUCAUGACAGCCAUCUCGACAUGCAGCUCGUUACGAUCGCUAUGCCUGCGAUAUGACCGCUGGUCGCACCUCCUUCAAUUCGACCACAACACGCCACCGGGCUACACACCUACGCCCUUCUUCCUCGACUUGCUGGCCGACACACUCUCCGGCGUCGGCGCGCCCAGCGUGGCGCGCAUUCCCCUCGAGCAUCUUUCUUUAGCCUUCAAGAGCCCCCCUCACUGGCUCAUCGGCUUCGAGGAAGCCUUCGAUCGACUCGCAGAGGCUCUGGUAGGGGAUGUUGAUGAAAGUGUUCCCUCAAGCAGGAGAAGAUACCCGCAAUUCACCCACCUGGAUGUGCGCAUGGAACAUUUGAAUAUGUUGAGCAGUGUGCUGCGCGGCAGCGAGGAUAACGAGGAGCGUCGUGAGAGGCAGAUGGUGGGGAAGGACUUGAUUCAUCCUAUGCUUGAGCGUUUCGCGCGGGCGGGUGUGCAUGUCGAGGUCGUCUGUGAAUGA